CAAUCUGGUAAACAGUGAAAUACAUUUCGGAAGCGUUCUGCGAACUAAAGCAACACAAAAUGGUUAUUUGCCAGUAUUUUCUUAACAAUAAUUGCCGAUUUGGCUCAAAAUGUCACAACGAACACAUAGACAUAUGCGGAAUAGUAAAGAACGAGGUGGAAGUGACACUCAAAGGAAACCAGUGGCCCUUAUCGUGCUUUGGCCCGUUCAAAGAACGUACUUGUAUUCCAAACUUUAUCGAAGAUCAAAGCUUUGAAGAGAUACGCAUGAUAUACCUGGAGGCCAAAGCGCAGAACAAUAUCCCAGCCCAUCAGAUGCAACUGGCGCAGAUGAUAAACGAUGCCAAAACGAAGCUCCAAUUGUUGACGACAAUGAACGGGGAGGUCCUUGGCGCACUGGUGGAACUGUACAAUCAACAGGAAAGUAGCGCUAAACAGACCGGCGUACCCUCGAAUCCCUUUGCCUCGAUAGGACCCAACAAUACCAGUGGCACCAAUAGCAGUGCAACUUCGAGUAUUUUCGGAGGAGCAACCAGUGGUACUGCGUUCGGUUCUAGUUUCGGAACAAAUCCAUCUGGCAGUACGACUGGCGGGAUAUUUGGCCAAGCUGCCCAAUCUGGCGGUAACAUUUUUGGUUCGACAGCAUCUUCCACUGCCGGAAACAUAUUUGCCAAAGCUGGAGCUUCCCAGACUCAGGGCAAUAUUUUUGGAAUGGCCCAGCCGUCGCAACCGACCAACAGUAUCUUCGGCGGUCCUGCAGUACUUGGUGGUGGACUAUUCGGUAGUGUGCAGCAACCCGCAACCGCUACGCCCUUGUUUGGCUCAGUGACCGCACAACCGAAUCCUUCGGUGGGAGGUAGUAUCUUCGCAAAACCAGCUCAACCAACCAACGCCUUCGGGCAGCCGGUAAACGCAAGCGGAGCUUUCGGUGGCGGAAACAUUUUUGGGAACAGCGCAGCAGCGGCCACUCCAGCAACCGGCUUCGGGGCUGUCGCAGCACAACCCCAGCAAGGCGCAGGGUUGUUCAACUCCGUUUCCUUUGGCCCCACCCAAACUGCUUCCUCUUUCGGACAGUUUGGUGCUUCGAUGCAGCCGAACGCUCCGGCCAACCCUUCAUCACAAAAUUUGUUUCUCCCCACUCCCGCUGCUAGUUUACCUGCGUUUGGAGUAUCGGAUGGAAAAAGCGCCUUCGGUACUGUAACAUCCGACCCGCUGUCCGCCAGCCGACAAAUUAUAUCAGAAAGGAUGUACAGCAAAAUGGAAGAACUAACGCCUGAUCAGUUAGCUGCCUUCAAUACAGAUCAAUUCCAGCUGGGACGAAUUCCAACGGUUCCGCCGCCAGAAGAAUUGUGUCGUUAAAGUAAAAUGGUGUCGGAAGAAUAAAUCAAAUUCCA
Messenger RNA from Anopheles coustani, 1393 nucleotides. RefSeq lists its product as uncharacterized. NCBI's taxonomy places the organism in Eukaryota, Metazoa, Arthropoda, Insecta, Diptera, Culicidae. Bases 60 to 1358 code for a protein of 432 amino acids. Gene Ontology annotation, molecular function: metal ion binding. The record is from RefSeq and is a predicted model, not a curated record. The transcript has 2 exons.